Molecule: messenger RNA, 3787 nt
Organism: Pygocentrus nattereri (red-bellied piranha)
Lineage: Eukaryota; Metazoa; Chordata; Actinopteri; Characiformes; Serrasalmidae
Exons: 8
Coding region: 146-2527 (793 amino acids)
Biological process (GO): regulation of transcription by RNA polymerase II
Molecular function (GO): RNA polymerase II cis-regulatory region sequence-specific DNA binding; DNA-binding transcription factor activity
Source: RefSeq, a predicted model, not a curated record
GAGUAUGAGUUUUUGACUGCUUUCCUGAACUAUGUAUGCAAGACGUGUCGCAUCUGCCUAGUUAAGUCUUAUAUAAAGUCGACACUAAGUUGGUUCUGCCCCUCCGAUUUCUUCUCUGCGCCUGUUGGUUCCACCUCUGCGCCUGAUGUCCGCCUUCAUGUGGCAAAUUGCUCAACGCCAGAAUCUGGAGCAUUAUGGAAAACUGGAAGAAUUUGUGUCCGUGGUGACUAAGCUGGUCCCAGAAGUAUUGACCAGCAGACAGAAGGCUACGCUGAUAAUGGGUCUGAGAGCAAAGAUGAUUCUGGAGAUGUGCCGAGAUGAAGUGCCGGCAGACUUUCAGACAGUGAAGUCACACAUAAACAGUAUCCAGUCCUCUCAUUCGUCAAAGGGCAGUGAUCCAGAGGUAGAGAGCUUACAGGCAAACCUAUUAAAACUUGUGCUCAGCUUGCUUGAGGACCCUGCCAAGAAGGAGCACUUCUUUCAGGAAGUGUUUCCAUUUGAAUAUGGUCCUGACUUUGACAAAGCUCUGCAAGUUCUGGUGGGCCAUUUUCUCUCCAGACUGGAACAGCUGCUGCCCGUUCCAAACUUCAAACAGACUUCAUCAUUGCUGGGUGCCUGCCACUGGGAGCUGAAAGAGUGUGUGGAGUCUGUUUGUAGAACAGAGAGUUUGCUACCCUUGAUGCAGAGUGAUAUUUGUGGACCUUUGGAGGAUAACGUUCUCCCAUCAAUAGUGGAGGAGAGAAUCAUCUCCUCGUUGUCCCUCCCUCCAAUGAUGGACACAGUUCUGUCCAGCCAGAGUAGCGACCAGCCAGACACACAGCCCUUUCUCGGCGCAGAGAGUCCUUCCCAUGCACCUCAGGUUGUAGAGCAUGAGUGUGAAGUGGAAGACUCUUGUGAGCAUGAUGAAGAACUCACAUCAGGUCUUGAUGAAACUGCAUCAUCAGAACAUCCAAACACCCUUCAGUCUCCAAGAGCCAAUGAAGGAGCAACAGAGGAAGAAGCAGAGAGGCAGAACUUUGAAAUAGAGAUCACAGAAGCUAUUAAGCAUUUGGAAAAGGAGAGCAAAAUGCCAACUCAGGUGGCUGAAUCUUUGCCAAGCACCGAAAUGCCUGAAGUUAGUGCAGAGCCAAAGAAUACAGAGGGGUCAGAGAGUGGUGUUUCUGAAGCUCCCGUGGCAGCAGUGGCUAAUACAGGUCAAGAAUCCAAAAUGCAGAUCCCCAGAAUUCCGCUUACGAAAAUCACCCUGCCAUUGGAGCUUUCACGUUCAACCAGGGAUGCUCAGAACAAUGAUGUCCCUGAAGAACCUGGCUCUUUCCAGGAACCCAGCAGUCCUUCUGCACCUCUCUCAUCUGGAAAAACAUCUUUACAAGGUUCUUACCUUCUCAGCAGGCGACUUUACAAGUGUACAGAGUGUAGCAAGCGUUUUAAAUAUCGCUCUGAACUUCUUAAGCACCAGCAGACACACAGCAGCAGAACUCCGCCAAAGUGCUGCGAAUGUGGCCAGGUCUUCAACGAGGCAAAACAGCUGUCUCUCCACCGACAGAAGAGCUGCAAGAUGAGAACGUACAAGUGCAUCAAGUGCGGAGCGGGCUUUAAGUCUCUGUCUAACUGGUACACCCACCAGCGGACACACAAGGUAGUUUGCACACACAAAUGCCCUGAAUGUGGCAAAGUGUUCCGCAGUCUUACAGGUUUGGUGGCCCACAGGCGAGAGCAUACAGCGUCUACUGUAAACGGAGGUUACACUUGUGACAAAUGCGAUUUGACAUUUGGGUCAUAUCGGGCCAGAGUGAUGCACCAGAAGAAACAUGAAAUCAAACCUCAGGUGCCUCCACGGAAAGAGCGGGAACCUGGCAAGUGUCGAUUCUGUGAUGAAACCUUUAUCGUUGUCAGCGAUUUGAGAGUCCACUUGAAAACACACCCGGAGUACAGGCCACAUCAGUGUGACCAAUGUGGAAAGUGCUUUGCUUUACGCAGCAGCCUGUUAGCGCAUCUUUCAAAUCACACUGGAGAAAAGCCGCUGCUUUGUACACAAUGUGGGAAGCGCUUUUUCAACAAAAUUCAACUCAAAUCACACAUGAGGUGCCAUUCGGGUGAGAAACCACACAUGUGCCCUCACUGCGGCAAGUGCUUCUCACUACUGGGCAACUUAAACAUCCAUGUGAGAAUACAUACGGGAGAAAAGCCUUAUGUGUGCCGCCAGUGUGGAAAAGGCUUCAUAUCCGCUGGAGACUUGCAGGUCCACCAGCGCAGUCAUACAGGUGAGAAACCCUACUGCUGUACUGUCUGCGACAAAAGGUUUGUGGUUUCAAGCCACUUGACUGCGCACAAGCGCGUCCACACGGGCGAACGACCUUUCUCCUGCCCCCAGUGCGGGAAGACCUUUGUUCGGAGAUACGACUGGAGCAAACACAUGUACACACACUCAGGGGUCAAGCCCUACCCUUGCACCAUCUGCCAAAAGAGUUACACGCGCCGCACUCACUUGAACAGACACAUGCAGAGUCAUGUUGGCCACCAGUGUUGAUUGAUGUGUGACUGAAUGACUGGUAUUUCUGAAAGUUGAAGCAAAAGCUGGUUUCGUGAGAAGUACAUACUUGAAGGACAUUCCAGUGUGAGCUUAAAAAGCACAUUUGCCCCUAUGUCUUGACCAAAUGCAGAUGAUAUAAUGAAUCAAUAAAUGCUGGCUGUAUAGUUUGUUGAAGUAUCGUGUGUGCUUUGUUUUUUUGCUCAGAGCAAGUAGGUUAUUUGCCAUUUGUUGUUCUAUUGACAGUUUAAUAGGUUCAUGGUUAUAAUCAGCAAAUAUGUCAGUCGUUUUCAUGGCAAUUCAAGUAUAGUGAAUAAACGCUAGCAGCAUCCAAAGGAAGUGUUCAAGGGUAACUUGGUGGCAAUUGGGUACAUUACCUUGGUGGCCCCAUGACAACUAGUUUUACAGAGUUAAGUAAAAUGAUCAAAUAUUGUGAAAUUAGCUUGAUCUUUGUAUGAAGAGUACAUUAUUUAAUUAAGAAAACUUCACCUUCGAGCAAAUGCUUUUAGCUAAUAAAUGUUUUCUUUUUGUAAUGUAUGCCAAGCUCUGAGAAUAGUUAUCCAAGGGAAUUAAAAAAUUCUAGUGGUACUGAAAGCUGUAUAAUUAACCGGAAUUUUUUGUUACAAAUUGUUACUCAUUUAACAUUCACUGGUUCAUUGUUAUUAAUAAAUGUUCACAUUGUAUAAUGUUUAUAUUAUUGUUAUUUUGUUGUACGUUUAAUGUGGUUUCGUUAUGUUGCUUGUGUUAAAUACCUGCUCUGAUUGCUCAUGUAUUUGGUCUUGAGGGUCAACCUGUAAAUCUGUAUCAAAUAUAGUCAGGCCUGUGACCCAGCUCAGGUAGAUGGUGGUAACGUAUAGAUACAGCACCUUUUUCAUUUUGAUUUUCAAUUAAACAUUUGUGAACUUAAAUGUGAGGUAUUUAUUUAAAUUACUGCACUCUGUCAUUACAGAGUAACAGAUGGAUCUUAUUUUCCCAUCUUAUGUAUUUUAUAUAAUCAGUCUGUUGCCAUGGACACAGAAUCAACUUUCUACAGUCCUCUGACCUAAGUUUCACUGAGUGAGCUGAAGAUGGACAGAUUUUGUAUGGAGUAAUCCUCUCAGAUUCACUCAGAUUUCGUUUUUCCACCUCAUCCAGCUGUAUAGGAAAACACAGCAAAGGGAGAGAAUACAAAGAAGAAUACCAGGAAUGCCAACAAAUGUGACAGAUGGUUUGAAUCACUAAAAUGUAUUUUUAUGUUGAAUAAAUUUAUCUUAGGGAAAA